GUAGAGAUAGUGAUACAGUCGUGAAGGCGUCCUAAAUAAAAGUCUUUUUAUAGCGAGUUCGGUUCGAUACAUGAUUGAUCUAUUAACACCGAUUGUGGUUGUAUAUCUAUAGCAUUGUGCCGCUAAUUAGUUUACUACAGCUCAGUAGGUCUUUUUCGUCGGUGGAAUAAGUUAGCUGCGUCCGAGGAAACCCGCGUUAACUGUUUAAGCUUAAUUAAUUCGAGUUUUACUAAAAAAGCGAACUUUAACGACAUGGAAGAAAUUCAGCUUAGCAAAGAUCAAAUAUCUCAUUUGAGAAUGGCAUUUGACACGUUCGAUAAAGAUAAAAAAGGAUGUAUCAGUACGAAUAUAGUAGGCACAAUUUUAGACAUGAUGGGUCAGGCAGUCCCAGCAGAAGAGCUCUCGGCACUUAUUAUGGAAAUUGAUACCUGGGGGUCUGGUGAAUUAAAAUUCGAAGAAUUUUGCCAAUUAGCGGGGCGCUUUCUCGAGGAGGAAGUUGACACAGAAGCGAUACAACAGGAGUUACGAGAGGCGUUUAGAUUGUACGAUAAGGAAGGCAAUGGUUAUAUCACUACCGACGUGUUCAGAGACAUCCUUCAUGAAUUAGAUGACGCAUUAUCUCCAGAGGAGCUUGACAUGAUCAUAGAGGAGGUAGACACUGAUGGAUCUGGCACGCUCGAUUUCGAUGAAUUCAUGGAGGUCAUGACAGGAUAAAUUAUGACUUUGGCACCACGCGGAUGCACCGUGUCGAUCGCCCACGUAUCGAACAACGAGUGUGCCUGUAUAAACAGAGAGACCAAAAUCUCUUCGAAGUCGACGCUAGCAAAGUAUAAGUUUGCUCGUUAAUCAUGUAUGAGAAAAAGUCAUUGUAAAAUAUUUGUACAAAAUAUGUGAGCCAGUGGUUUCGAUGAAAGAUACUCAAAAAUAAAUCUUACAGAAUUUUUAACAUUUAUAGACUGUGCGUAUGUCAAAUAUAAUUUGGGGGAGAUUUUGGGAUCUCUGUAAUUAUAUUUCAAGUAUAAUAAUGAUUAUCAGUACCUUGGAAUUCAUAGAGCUAUUAAUUUGUCAAGAUUGCAAAAUUGCUAUUCUUUGUGUCAGGUUUUGGACAUUGAACUCUCAUUAGUUGUUAAUUUAAUCAAUUACUGAAAUUUUAUAAUAUGUUUUGUCUAGGUAAUGUGUAUGUAAUUAUAUAUAUAUAAUUUCAAAAA
This is a messenger RNA of Solenopsis invicta (red fire ant), 1208 nucleotides long. RefSeq names its product troponin C, isoallergen Bla g 6.0101-like. NCBI's taxonomy places the organism in Eukaryota, Metazoa, Arthropoda, Insecta, Hymenoptera, Formicidae. The transcript is spliced from 5 exons. The record is from RefSeq and is a predicted model, not a curated record. Gene Ontology annotation, molecular function: enzyme regulator activity; calcium ion binding. Bases 253 to 714 code for a protein of 153 amino acids.